Arachis stenosperma is the source of this 1156-nucleotide messenger RNA. RefSeq names its product zinc finger protein ZAT5-like. The transcript has a single exon. The coding region runs from base 109 to 1023 and encodes 304 amino acids. NCBI's taxonomy places the organism in Eukaryota, Viridiplantae, Streptophyta, Magnoliopsida, Fabales, Fabaceae. The record is from RefSeq and is a predicted model, not a curated record.
GUUACUGUUAAAGAAAGCCCCUUUUCUCACACCAACCCCUUAUAUUAACUCCAUCGUCCCAUCCCACUCUUUUCAAUUCAUUAUUCAUUCUCUCUAAUUAACAACAAUAUGGAGCAGCAGGAGGAAGAGGAACAUGUGGUGCGCAGCAACAAUAAUAACAACAAUGAUCACAUGCAAAUUAUGAUGAAGGGCAAGCGCACCAAGCGUCAGAGGCUACCUUCCCCACUUAGGUUAGCUAUGGCCAUGCCUUCUUCAACUUCUUCAACCUCCUCUUUCGGUUUGGAUACCCCAACAACAACCGCAAGAACGGAAGAUGAGGAUAAUAACGACGAAGACAUGGCGAAUUGCUUGAUCCUCCUGGCUCAAGGCGGCGGAGGCCGGGUAACCCGCCAUAAUAACAAAAAAGAAAGCAUAUUCAACCUUUACGAUUGCAAGACUUGUAACCGAAGCUUCCCUUCCUUCCAAGCUUUGGGAGGACACAGAGCCAGCCACAAGAAGCCCAAGAUCUUAACAAACAGUAGUAGUGUUAUUACUACAGAAGAGAAUUACAAUAAUGACCCUACAAGCACCGCCCUCACCUUGCAAAUAUCAAACAGCUCCAUGUACUGCCGCAGCACCACCACCACCAAAACAACAACCGCCAUGGAAACCACUGCUCCUAUUUCCAAGACAAGUAAGGUUCAUGAAUGUUCCAUUUGCGGUGCCGAAUUCACUUCUGGCCAAGCUUUGGGUGGUCAUAUGAGGAGGCACAGGGGUUUCUUGACCGUUUCUUCCGCCACAGCCGCAACCACAACCACCACCACCACUACAACUACAUCAUCAUCUAUUAGUGGUGCUAAUGCUGAUCAUCAAGAGACCAAGAACAAUAAUAAUAAUGUCAACAAGAAUAUUUUGAAGCUGGACCUCAAUCUUCCGGCACCGGAAGAUGAUCAUCACAACAGGGUAUCAAAGUUUUCGUUCCAGUCCAAAGAGAAAGUUAUUGUGUUCUCUUCUGCAGCUUCUCUCGUAGAUUGCCAUUAUUAGAUUGUUCAUAAUAAUAUAUAGCCUCACUUCGAUCCUCUCUAUCAUUUAUUAAGUGUUCAGUUAUAUUGACAUUUCUUAAUUCGUUCAUAUUGUCCAAUUGUCGUUAUUUUCACUCCAUUAACCCUUGUAUACA